Rattus rattus (black rat) is the source of this 2597-nucleotide messenger RNA. RefSeq names its product neuropilin and tolloid like 1 (gene Neto1). Bases 928 to 2529 code for a protein of 533 amino acids. The record is from RefSeq and is a predicted model, not a curated record. The transcript has 10 exons. Gene Ontology annotation, molecular function: protein binding. Lineage: Eukaryota; Metazoa; Chordata; Mammalia; Rodentia; Muridae.
CCCCAUUCCGCCGCUCACCAGCCCUGGGGGCACCGGCUGUGCUCAGCUGCCCAGUCUCACCCAGGCUUCGGGCUUCCUGGAGGGUCAUGCAACCCGUAGCUAUGACUAAGACGCUCACUUGGUAACUCUGCCAUAUUCCUUAUCUUUCCCUUCCUUCCCUCCCCUCCCCCUUUAAACACCCCCGUGUUCCCCUCCACCACCCUUGAGCCCUCCCCCGCCCCCAGACGCCCACCCUUAGACUCCUUUUCCUGCAAGAUAUCAGAGGUGGCGCGCAGCCCGACGAGCCGAUGACGGACCCCUGCCUCCUGCCUUCAAUGCCUCAGCAGAAGACCCCCAAAGGCUGGAGAGAGGAGGGCUGCGGCUGGACAUCCUCCGGGCGACGCUGCUCGGACCCGGUGCUAGUGGUGGAUGAGACCGGCGACUGAACAAGUCCCUGCCUCUGCCUUCGCUGCCGCCCGCCCAGUCGUUGCCGUCGAUCCGGACCGGUCCCCACCUUGCGCCUUCUGCCUCUCACCCCAGAUCAGGUCCAGGCUUCGGGCGCCCCGGGGCUCGCCCCGCGCUUGCCGCCGCCCGCGCGCCGACUGCCCGCCGCGUCCUCCUGACAGCUGCGGCGGCGGUGAUGCAGAGGAGGAGGGCGCUGCCGGCGGCGGUGCUCAUGGUGGCGGUCGGCGUCCGGGUGUGAUGAGAGCGUCAUGGUGGAGAUGCUGGCUUCGAGGCGGUGAGAGAGCAAACGAGGGCGAGAGCCAGCCAAGGGCGGAAGACAGACCAGUUCUGAUGCUUUCUUUCCUCUGUCGCUUCCCCCCACUGUAUUUUACCCGUGGUUUGCAUAUUUAAAACCUCUGGACUCAAUCCUUUCCCUACCAUCGAAGUCUCCCCGUUUCUAAAUGGAAUUAGUGGAGAUCGGAGCCUCUGGUGUAACGCACAGACAUGAUCUAUGGACGCAGUUUGUUUCACAUUAUAGCAAGUUUAAUCAUCCUCCAUUCUUCUGGAGCAACCAAGAAAGGAACAGAAAAACAAAUCACCCCAGAAACACAGAAGUCAGUGCAGUGUGGAACGUGGACAAAGCAUGCAGAGGGAGGUGUCUUUACCUCUCCCAAUUAUCCCAGCAAAUAUCCCCCAGACCGAGAAUGUGUCUACAUCAUAGAAGCUGCCCCAAGGCAAUGCAUUGAACUUUACUUUGAUGAAAAGUACUCAAUCGAACCAUCUUGGGAGUGCAAAUUUGAUCAUAUUGAAGUUCGAGAUGGACCCUUUGGCUUCUCGCCAAUAAUUGGAAGGUUCUGUGGACAACAGAAUCCACCUGUAAUAAAAUCUAGUGGAAGAUUUCUGUGGAUUAAAUUCUUUGCUGAUGGGGAGCUGGAAUCUAUGGGAUUUUCAGCUCGAUAUAAUUUCACACCUGAUCCCGACUUUAAGGACCUUGGAGUUUUGAAACCAUUGCCAGCGUGUGAGUUUGAGAUGGGCGGCCCGGAAGGAAUUGUGGAGUCCAUACAGAUUCUGAAGGAAGGCAAAGCUUCUGCCAGUGAAGCCGUGGAUUGCAAAUGGUACAUCCGAGCCCCACCACGAUCCAAGAUUUACUUACGUUUCUUGGACUAUGAGAUGCAGAAUUCAAAUGAGUGCAAAAGAAACUUUGUGGCGGUCUACGACGGAAGCAGCUCUGUGGAGGACUUGAAGGCCAAGUUCUGCAGCACAGUGGCUAAUGACGUCAUGCUGCGCACAGGCCUUGGGGUGAUCCGCAUGUGGGCAGACGAGGGCAGCCGCAACAGCAGGUUUCAGAUGCUCUUCACAUCUUUUCAAGAACCUCCCUGUGAAGGCAACACAUUCUUCUGCCACAGUAACAUGUGUAUUAACAACACACUAGUCUGCAAUGGGCUCCAGAACUGUGUAUAUCCCUGGGAUGAAAAUCACUGUAAAGAAAAGAGGAAAACCAGCCUGCUGGAUCAGCUGACCAACACCAGUGGGACGGUCAUUGGCGUGACUUCCUGCAUUGUGAUCAUCCUUAUUAUCGUUUCUGUCAUUGUACAGAUCAAACAGCCUCGUAAAAAAUACGUCCAAAGGAAGUCAGACUUUGACCAGACCGUUUUCCAGGAGGUGUUUGAGCCUCCUCACUAUGAGUUGUGCACGCUCAGAGGAACCGGAGAAACAGCUGACUUUGCAGAUGUGGCAGAAGACUUUGAAAAUUACCAUAAACUGCGAAGAUCAUCUUCCAAAUGCAUCCAUGACCAUCACUGUGGAUCACAACUGUCCAGCGCGAAAGGCAGUCGCAGUAACCUCAGCACAAGGGACACUUCCAUCUUGGCAGAGAUACCCACGCAGCCAGUCAAGCCCCUCAUCCCACCCGUGAACAGAAGAAACAUCCUGGUCAUGAAACACAACUACUCACAAGAUGCCGCAGAUGCCUGUGACAUCGACGAGAUUGAGGAGGUUCCCACCACGAGCCACAGGCUAUCCAGACACGAAAAAUCCGUCCAGCGGUUCUGCCUCAUUGGGUCUCUAAGCAAACAUGAAUCUGAAUACAACACAACUAGGGUCUAAAACGAAAAUUCAAGGUAAGCAAACGCCCUCGGCUACUUCUCUCCUUGUCAUCUUCUAUCUUUUUCUGU